Molecule: messenger RNA, 348 nt
Organism: Adineta steineri
Lineage: Eukaryota; Metazoa; Rotifera; Eurotatoria; Adinetida; Adinetidae
Source: the annotation of a GenBank genome assembly
AUGGAUGAUAAAGAACCUAGUAAAGCACCUGAUGAUGGCGCAUAUAUAAAAGGUUUAUAUCUUGAAGGUGCUCGAUACGAUCGAAAAACACGUAAACUUGCUGAAUCUCAACAGAAAAUUUUAUUUGAUACAAUGCCUGUACUGUGGAUUUGUCCAGCUAAACGUGAUGAAUUACAACAAAUACCAUCUUAUACAGCACCUGUUUAUAAAACAACAGAACGACGUGGUGUUUUAUCAACAACAGGACAUAGUACAAAUUUCGUGAUAGCAAUGAAAAUUCCAUCUGAUAAACCAGAAGCACAUUGGAUAGGACGUGGUGUAGCUAUGAUAUGUCAACUUGAUAAUUAA